CCAGAAGGGAGUCUCGGGCUUACUUCCGAGCGGCGGGCCCCAACAUGUUCUGCGGAAUCAUCGUCUCGGGCUAAUAGCCCGGUGGGCACCAGGCAGAACAGGGCUUUCUCUGCUUGUCCUGUUUCCGUGUUGCAUAUAUAACAUCACAUCCUCACAGGCAGGAGUGUCGCCGUUGGUGUGCAGAGCCGAGGCAUUGACCGCUAAUCGGUAGCUUCUUACGCUGUAGCAGAAUCGAUCGUCACCCAGACCGGCACAUCUUCGUCUCUGUCUCUUCCUACUUCACCCCUUCAGUUCUCUUUUACUCCGUCGGAAUAGCACCCUUCAGACAGAAAAAAAAAGACGGCGACAGUAGCACCCAGUCACCCUCCCACCAUGUCCGGCAUCAACACGACCGAGUCGUCCCUCCUCGACGCCUUGAUCCAGUGGAAGUUCUUCCCCGACGUCAACACCUUCGGCAUACCCGACUUCUCGAAGCCGGUUCCGGCCUGGCCGUUCGACUUCUCGAACGCCCUGCUCCGCACAGUCGUCUACCCAGUCUCCUUGAACGGGUACAUCGCCCUGAUCUUCGCCACCACCUACUUUCUGUCCGUGCACCACUUCAACAAGGUGGUCCAGAACCGCCAGAUCGAACAGUUCCAGAAGACCAACCCGGGUGAAAAGCUGCCUAAGAACCUCAAGCAGCUCAAGGCCGCCCCUUUCAAGAUCGCAACAUGGCGCAUCUUCAAGGUCUUGGUCUUCCUGCAUAACGUCUUCCUCUGCGUCUACUCCGUCUGGACCUUCAUCGGCAUGACCAGAACCAUCAACCAGAUCUCCCACAAGGUUUUCGCCGUCCUCUUCCAGGACGUCAAGUCCAGCCCCUUGUCCAGGACAGAGCUCUUCUGGCACUGCGUCUGCAACAACAACAACACCACAGACAACAUCUGGUCCAACUCGCAAGACUUGAACGUCAAGGGUUUGACCUUCUACGCUUACCUCUUCUACCUCUCCAAGUACUACGAGAUUCUCGAUACCGCCAUCAUCCUUCUCAAGGGCAGACCUUCCUCCUUGUUGCAGAGCUACCACCACUCGGGCGCCAUCCUCUGCAUGUGGUCCGGAGUUAGAUACAUGUCCUCCCCAAUCUGGAUCUUUGUCGUCUUCAACUCCUUCAUCCACUCCUUGAUGUACUUUUACUUCUCCCUCUCCUGCAUCAAAAUCAGGCUUCCAAAGUGGUUCAAGCAAUCCUUGACCUCUUUGCAGAUACUCCAAUUCGUCAUCGGCGGCUCCCUUGCCGUCGUCCACUUGUUUGUCAGAUACUACGACUCCGUCAACGGCAGCUUCAGCAGCUGCAUUGCCACCAGCGAACAGGCACUGGCUGUCUACAUCAACGUCUUCUACCUUGCUCCGUUGACCCUCUUGUUUGCCGCCUUCUACAUUGACUCCUACAAGAAGAAAAAGGCCAUCGUUUCUAAAAAGAAGAUCUAAACUCCGGUACUACUGAACAUGAUAGACCAGUAUGUCGGCCUAGGACUCUCGCACACACUCUUAUUCCUCUUCUUCUAUUACUUCAUUUCACGCUUACAUUCCGUCAUGUAUACACUUUUUAUAUAUCCCAGUCUAAUCUAAUUCCGAACAUCAAAGGAUGAGUAUUCCCCUCCCGCUCUUUGCUUGGCAACCGCUC
Pichia membranifaciens NRRL Y-2026 is the source of this 1657-nucleotide messenger RNA. RefSeq lists its product as hypothetical. The transcript has a single exon. Gene Ontology annotation, biological process: sphingolipid biosynthetic process; fatty acid elongation, monounsaturated fatty acid; fatty acid elongation, saturated fatty acid. Gene Ontology annotation, molecular function: fatty acid elongase activity. Bases 373 to 1461 code for a protein of 362 amino acids. Gene Ontology annotation, cellular component: endoplasmic reticulum membrane. Lineage: Eukaryota; Fungi; Ascomycota; Pichiomycetes; Pichiales; Pichiaceae. The record is from RefSeq and is a predicted model, not a curated record.